Messenger RNA from Oldenlandia corymbosa var. corymbosa, 2835 nucleotides. The record is from the annotation of a GenBank genome assembly. Lineage: Eukaryota; Viridiplantae; Streptophyta; Magnoliopsida; Gentianales; Rubiaceae.
AAAAAAAAACAAAAAGGAAUUCACAGUAUUUCUUGCGGAGAGUGACGAGAACAUAGGGGAAAAGGGCGCCAUGACUAACUAGUCCCACAGUGUUCUUGCUCGUUUCGAAUUUGCUCUUCUCUUCUUAAUUUUCCCUUUUUUUCCCACCUUCCGCUUUAUAGGGUUUCAGUGGGAGCCUUCGAAAAUUUACCGGCAAUUCGUAUGGAUUAUGUAUGAAUGUUUGAACAUUCGACAUUGUUGUAAUUCGAAUCAAAGAGGAUCCUGCUUGGUUUAAUUGAGUGUUCGAGAUUCGGAUUUUCUUUCUUGGUGGAAAGCUUCAUAAAAGAGCUGGUACUGAUUGCCAUGACGGAUAAUAAGUACAAUGUUGAGGCAGCUGAACUUGUUGCUAACGAGGCCUUGCGUCUUCCGAUCUCAGCUGCUGCACCCAUAUAUGAGCAACUUCUGGUCACUUAUCCUACGGCGGCAAAAUUUUGGAAGCAGUUUGUCGAGGCACACAUGGCUGUAAAUAACGAUGAUCAGAUAAGACAAAUUUUCAGCCGAUGCUUGUUGAACUGUCUAUAUGUCCCUCUAUGGCAAUGUUAUAUUCGUUUCAUUCGGAAGGUUAACGAUAAAAAAGGAAUGGAAGGCCACGAAGAGAUCAGGAAAGCUUUUGAUUUCAUGCUUAACUAUGUCGGAUCUGAUAUCGCAGCAGGUCCUUUGUGGAUGGAGUAUAUAACAUUUUUGAAGUCCUGGCCGGCUCAUACUGCAAUUGAAGAAACACAAAGGAUGACUGCUGUUAGGAAAGCUUACCAAAAAGCUAUUGUUACACCCACCAGUCAUAUUGAGCAAAUUUGGAGGGACUACGAAAAUUUUGAAAACUCAGUUAGCCGUGCCUUGGCGAAAGGAUUGGUGUCUGAAUAUCAGCCAAAAUAUAACAGUGCAAGGGCUGUUUACAAAGAGCGGAAGAAGUAUGCUGAUGAAAUUGAUUGGAAUAUGCUGGCUGUGCCACCAUCUGGUACUUCCAAGGAAGAGGCACAAUGGAUGGCAUGGAAGAAGUUGUUGAACUUUGAAAGAGGAAAUCCGCAGAGGAUAGACAACGAUCUUGCCGUUAAACAUAUGGCAUUUACAUAUGAACAGUGCCUCAUGUAUUUAUACCAUUAUCCUGACAUAUGGUAUGACUAUGCCACUUGGCAUGCAAAAAAUGGCUCAACCAAUGCUGCAAUCAAAGUUUUCCAACGAGCUUUGAAGGCUCUACCUGAUUCCGAAAUGCUUAAAUAUGCUUAUGCUGAAUUGGAAGAAUCUUGUGGACAUAUUGAGCCAGCUAAGAAGGUAUAUGAAAGCCUUCUGGGUGAUGAUGGCAAUGUUCCAGCCCUUUCACAUAUACAGUUCCUCCGCUUUCUAAGAAGAACUGAAGGAGCAGAGGCAGCUCGUAAAUACUUUGUAGAUGCCCGGAAAUCUCCAAGUUGCACUUAUCAUGUUUAUGUUGCUUAUGCAAUGAUGGCAUUUUGCCUUGAUAAAGACGCAAAGCUUGCACACACUGUUUUUGAAGCGGGAAUGAAGAGAUUCAUGCAUGAGCCGUCGUAUAUCCUUGAAUAUGCAGAUUUUCUAGCUCGUGUGAAUGAUGAUAGAAAUAUCCGGGCGUUAUUUGAACGAGCCUUAAAUUUACUCCCUCCCGAGGAAUCAGUAGAGAUUUGGAACAGAUUCAUUGAAUUUGAACAAACUUAUGGAGAUCUUUCUAGCAUGUUGAAGGUCGAACAACGAAGGAAAGAAGCUCUCACUAGAGCUGACGAUGAUGGAGAAUCUGCUUUAGAGAAUUCACUGCAAGACAUUGUCUCACGUUAUAGUUUCCGGGAUCUAUGGCCUUGCUCGUCCAAGGAUCUGGAUCAUUUGCAACAGCAAGAGUAUCUUCGCAAGAAUAUCACUAAGAAGUCAGAGAAAGUAGCUCCGUCUGAUGCAGUAGCUUCUGCGGGUAAGAAUUCCACAGAAGUUCCUGCUGGUGCAAGUUCCGUAAAAAGUGUUGUUCGCCCAGAUAUAUCAAGGAUGAACCUCUAUGCUCCUAGAGAAAAGAUUGGUCUCAAUACCCCUGGGCAACCUGCAGUUCCGGUUAUUUUGCCUUCUGCCGUUACAACUGGCUCAGGAACACCAAAUGUAGUCGAUAUUAUGAAAACUUUGCCUCCUGCAUUGGCAUCAUUCAUAGCAAAUCUGCCUGCUGUUGAAGGUCCUCCACUGGAUGUUGAUUUUGUUCUAUCAGUAUGUCUAGAAAGUAAUGUGCCGCCAAUACCAGGAAGAUCAGUAAAUCCUUCACAGAUACAAGCUGGUCCUGUCCCAAACACCAGUAACACUGGUGGUCCUGGGAAAUUCAAGCCAACAAGAGACAGGAAUGCUGGAAAGAGGAAGGAAGCAGAUAGACAAGAAGAUGAAGCUGCAAUUGUUCAGAGUCAAGCUCUUCCGAGGGAUAUCUUCAAAAUACGACAAAUGCGAAAGGCCCGGGGUGGCACUGGUACCAAUUCACAGACUGGGACUGGAUCGGCAUCAUAUGGAAGUGCAAGCGCAUUCUCCGGGGAACUGUCCGGAAGCACUGGUUGAUGCUAUCCUUUUGCUCUGUAAAUAGUGUUGUACUUGUACACCAUUUAUCACUGUAACAUAGUUAGCCAAUUUUGAGGAUGGGGUAAGCGGUGGUAGGGAGAGCGGUUAGGCUGACAUAGUGCUCUGAGUUAUUUAUACAUCAUUGUAUACAACGAUUCAACAGAGAAUAAUGAGAAAUUUAGAUUACUUUGCUAGACAAUAAACACUGGACAAAAUGAACAAGCUUACAAGAUUUGUCCACAUCUUUUUAUCAAUGGAUCAGAUUCGACA